AUGGUGUCGGCCGUGCCGCAGGAGUACUCGUACUUCGACCAGCCGCCUGCUGGCUGGGCCGGGCCCCGGCACUGGAAGCUGCGUCCGCUGACAGCAGGCCGCCAGGGGCCGGCGCCGGACGCCGCCAAGCCGCGCCGCAAGCGGGAUACCGAGGCCAUCGACUUCGCCGAGGAGUGCGACUGGGCCGACGCCUUCGCGCCGUCCAAAAAGUCCAUCAAGCUAAAGCCGGCCACCAUGAAGAAGUGGAACGAGGAGAAGACCACGCUCCCCGAGGACCUUCACUACGACAUCGCCGCCGUGUUCAAGAGCGCGGCGGCGCAGGCUGGUCCGGACGUCCGGCACAGUUAA
This is a messenger RNA of Pollicipes pollicipes, 348 nucleotides long. Its product is annotated as condensin complex subunit 2-like. Lineage: Eukaryota; Metazoa; Arthropoda; Thecostraca; Pollicipedomorpha; Pollicipedidae. Gene Ontology annotation, biological process: mitotic chromosome condensation. Gene Ontology annotation, cellular component: condensin complex. Bases 1 to 348 code for a protein of 115 amino acids. The transcript has 3 exons. The record is from RefSeq and is a predicted model, not a curated record. Gene Ontology annotation, molecular function: chromatin binding.